Cuculus canorus (common cuckoo) is the source of this 828-nucleotide messenger RNA. RefSeq names its product forkhead box protein J1-B-like. The record is from RefSeq and is a predicted model, not a curated record. Gene Ontology annotation, biological process: regulation of DNA-templated transcription. Gene Ontology annotation, molecular function: DNA-binding transcription factor activity; sequence-specific DNA binding. Lineage: Eukaryota; Metazoa; Chordata; Aves; Cuculiformes; Cuculidae. The transcript is spliced from 2 exons. The coding region runs from base 1 to 828 and encodes 275 amino acids.
AUGAUGGUGUCCACCAUGGUGCUGCCACGUGUUGCCACUAACUCCAUCCGGCACAACCUCUCCUCAAACAAGUGCUUCAUCAAGGUGCCUCGGGAGAAAGGCAAGCCAGGGAGAGGUGGCUUUUGGAAGCUUGACCUGCAAUACACUGACCGGCUCAAGAGCGGUGCCUUCAAAAAGCAGAGGAUGCACCCAGUGCAGAUCCACUCAGCCUCCACCGAGAAAGCCCAGCAAGAAGCACAGGUUGACGCCUCCCCGGCCACUUCGGGCUGUGCCUCCAAAAAAGUCUUCUCUGUCAGCAUGGAGUCACAGCAGCUGCUGGAAGAGUUUGAAGAAUUUAUCAAGAACCAGAACCGGAAGGCAGUGGAUGUCAAAGCAGGGCUCAAGCGCAAGCAGCCCUUGCCCAAGCAAAUGGCCAAGGUGUGUCGGCUCUCCAGCUGUGCCUUGCUGACCCAGGAGGAGCAGACCCAGCUGGGAUCCCUGAAAGGGGACUUGGACAUGGACCUCCACUUGAACAGGGAGUUCUCCACUUCUGGGGAUCUGGAGGUCACACCUCCAGUCAGCCCCAAAAAGCGCAACCCUGAAGUGAUGGUACAUGGGCAACACGUUGACUGUCCCCAGGGGCUGGAGCAGGUCCUUGAUGAGUCCAACCAGAACGACCUGAGUUUGGAUGAAAGCUGCAUGGCCGCUUCCUUCCUGCAGCAUCUCUUUGAUGAAGGGACAAGCGAUUCCCUUUGCAAUGCUGUCAAUGUGGAGCAGUUGUUUGACAUCAACGAUAUAUCUGUACCAGCAGAUGGAAGCGACUGGAGCAGCCUUGCGUCCCUCUUGUGA